Molecule: messenger RNA, 2655 nt
Organism: Purpureocillium lilacinum
Lineage: Eukaryota; Fungi; Ascomycota; Sordariomycetes; Hypocreales; Ophiocordycipitaceae
Biological process (GO): clathrin-dependent endocytosis; clathrin coat disassembly
Cellular component (GO): intracellular membrane-bounded organelle; vesicle; cytoplasm
Molecular function (GO): clathrin binding
Source: RefSeq, a predicted model, not a curated record
AUGGAUGACCUGUCGGGGCUCGAUUGGUCCAAGACCGCCGCCAACCAGCCCAAGCCGCCUCCCAUGAACCCCUCCUUCUCCUCGCUGCGACCGAGCCCCUCGCCGUUUAGUUCUGGCCGAAGCACGCCGGCAUCCGCGAACGCAUCGACGGGAUCGCUGCCCAAGGCUGCGCCACCCAAGCCGGCGCAAGAUAGCUUCAGCAAUCUGAUGAACUUUGGCCAGGCAAAGUCGAACCAGAACCUGACCCUCGCGGAGCGACAAGCGCAGCUCGAGGCCGAGAAAAGGAUAAAGGCCGAGGAGCAGAGAAGGCAGACCGAGGCGCAGUUUGGCAGCGGGCAGCACUGGGAUGCGCUUGGAUCGCGCGCGUUUACGCCGAGUCCGAGUCUACAGCCACCCGCCCCUUCGAACGGACCCAAGCGCGACGACGAUGACCUUUUCGCUGCGUUCAACAAGGAUACCGCGGUUGACAAUUCCAGCCACUACCCACCCCCUGAGUCGAAGGGAUCGACUCCCGCGAACGGCGCUGGACUAGACCUGAGCAAUCCGACAGCAUGGAACUCGACCGCCGGCUCGAACGGAGACUUCCCCGUGGACGACGACGACCCAUUCGGCCUCAACGAAAUGAAACCGGCGGGCGCAGUCCCAGCGGCAAUAUCGACGAACGCGCUCGACGACGACGACUUCCUGGGCGAUCUCGGCAGGCCGGUAGAUGAGGUGCGCAAGAAGCAGCAGGCUGCGGCGCAACCUGAACCUGGCAAGCCUAUCGAGGACGACGAUUCGAGCUCGUCCGACGAGCCUCCGCAACCGCCGCGACGGGCGCCGGAGUCGCAGCCGAGAGCGAACAAGGAAUUCGACAGAGCUCUAGCUCAGCUCGUCGACUACGGCUUUUCUCCAGAAGAUGCCCGGCGAGGUUUGUCGGAGAGCGGGGCUGGCCUCAACGUACAAGCGGCGGCAAACUGGCUCCUGGACGACGCGCACCGGAAAGCCAAAGAAAAGGCACAAGGCAGAAGCUCGUCCACAGGGCCUGGCAAAGCUCCGGUGCAGACCGAGCAGAGGUCCGGCAACAGGGGCGACGCUGACUUUGCCAAGUCGGCCGCCGCCGUGGGCAGCAGCUUGUUCAAGACGGCCAACUCGCUGUGGAAGACGGGGCAGAAGAAGGUACAAAAGGCUGUGGCUGAUUUCAACCAAGAAGGCGAUCCGAGCCAGCCCAAGUGGAUGCGCGACGCGCAACUGCAACAAAGUCGCGCUCAAGAUGAGAAGAGAGCAGCUGCGCAGGCCACAGACGAAGCCAUGGCUCUGGAGGCCGGCGGCCGGCCUAAUCCUUCUCGCUCCAGCAGCAGGCAAGCAGCUGAUCCAAGAUUGGCCGCGGAGGCAGGACGCAGGGCGUCUCCAGCCCCAUCCUCCGGAACUCAAAGUAGAAGCAGUCCGGUUCCCCGGUGGCAGCAGAGCGCAUCACCAGCGCCAUCCGAUGCCAGGUCGCGCCUCAACAGGCUCGCUGCCGACGACGACAACUUCUCCAGCUAUGUCAGCGCAAACAGGAGGAAGAAGACGGCGCCGCCGCCCGAACAGCCCAAGCAGGAGCCGGAACCUGACCUCCUCUUCAACACACAGGCACCCAAGGCCCAGCCUAUUCCCCAUCGCCCGGCACAGCGCGACGCGCCGUCACCCGCGCGACGCCCGCAGGCCGCUCCGACACCUCCGCGGCGCGCCACCCCGAGGCCUGCCCGGCAAGUCCCUCCCAUGGACCACUCAGCGCUUCAGAGUUCCACCAAGCACAGGCUAGAAGGGACAGCCCACUUCAAGCGCGGAGACUUUGCCAUGGCUCACUCAUCCUACUCGUCGUCCAUGAACGCGGUUCCCGCAGCGCAUCCGUUGAUGGUCGUGCUCCUUACGAACCGCGCGCUGACGGCACUUAAGACUGGCGAGCCGAAGCAGGCCGUGUCUGACGCCGACGAUGCUCUCAAGAUCAUCGGGCCCAGCAAUGGGCAGGGGGAGAGUGUCGCCGUCAAAGGAGAGAACGGGCAGGACGAGCAGAGGGACAUGAAGGAGCUGUACGGUAAGGCAUUGAGCCGAAAGGCCGAAGCGCUGGAGCAGAUGGAGAAGUGGGCGGACGCUGGUGCCGUGUGGCAGCGAUGCGUCGAGGCCGGCGUAGGUGGAGCGACGGCCGUCAAGGGCCGACAGCGUUGCCAGAAUGCGCUCGCGCCCAAGCCUAAACCGGCUGCGAAACCAGCAGCGAAACCGAGACCGAAGCCGUCGGCCACGGCGAGCCUGGCGCCGCAGAAGAGCUCCGAAGCCGUCACGCGACUGCGCGAGGCGAACCAGGCGGCGGCACGGGAGGACGACGAGAAGUUUGCGCUGUCGGAAGCGGUCGAUGCCAGGGUGUCGGCCUGGCGCGACGGGAAGCGGGACAACCUCCGGGCCCUGUUGGCCAGCAUGGACAAGGUGCUGUGGGAAGGGUCCGGGUGGAAGAGCGUCGGGAUGCAUGAGCUCGUCAUGGCCAACAAGGUCAAGAUUGUGUACAUGAAGGCCAUUGCCAAGACGCAUCCAGACAAGCUGCCCCAGGACGCGAGCACCGAGGUGCGACUGAUUGCCGGGCUGGUGUUUAGCACGUUGAACGAGAGCUGGGAUAAAUUCAAGGCCGACAACGGCCUCUAG